This is a messenger RNA of Phlebotomus papatasi, 9378 nucleotides long. It is a transcript of the gene sdk, whose product is annotated as protein sidekick. Bases 739 to 7314 code for a protein of 2191 amino acids. Gene Ontology annotation, molecular function: protein binding. The record is from RefSeq and is a predicted model, not a curated record. NCBI's taxonomy places the organism in Eukaryota, Metazoa, Arthropoda, Insecta, Diptera, Psychodidae. Gene Ontology annotation, biological process: cell-cell adhesion. The transcript has 14 exons.
CACACUUCAGUUGUCUCCCUUCCGCGGAUUCUUCCAACGAUUCUCCCAAAAGGCGGUUGAGCAAACUUCACAUGCGGAGAUGCUGUCAGUUUUACUUUGAAUCUCGACGGGGAAGGUCGCGGAAGUUUUGCAUCGCGCAUCAAUUUUCUGUUAAUUUAACCCUUUUCCAGUGGCUAUUUUGUGCAAUAAUGUUGCAGUGGUGCGCUUCAAGUUACCCUACAUCAGGUUUUGAAGUGAAUUGAGUGGGGAAAAGGGUGUAAAAAGUGAGAAAAUUGCGCGACUUCUUGGAGGCGAUCUACAGGUGUUGAGAGAGAGAGAAAAAGGUGUUUGUGUGUGUGUUGCAGCUUCAGUUUUCUUGGAGCAACAAAAUUCCAAAGCCUACUACACAACAUUAGCCAGAUAUUUCUCAUUGAGACAUUUCGUAAUGCGAUAUGGAUAAUACUUUGUGCUGCAAUUCAGCCGGAGAGUGAGUGCAAUGACGUGAUUUGAUUCCUUGUCCACGAAAAACUGCCCUCGGGAGUGAGAGUGUGUGUGUGUUGAUGAAGAGCCGUGGCCUGGAGGACAGAGGAACCUCCGGCAAACUCAGUGUCAAGAGAGUUUGAGGAAAAUUCAGGGGGGAAAAGUGCUAAGACUUUUGUGAGAUUUAAUAGAUCAGAGGAAGUGCUGAAAAGGGUCAGGUGACGGAGGAACAGGAAAGGGACUGCAAGACUGCUUCGAGGGCGAGUCACUGAUCACAAGAUGGAGGAGAGCGAACGAUCUUGCCGAUACAGAAUUUUCACCUUCGUGCUCUUCUGCUUUUUAGCACUAGGCCACACGAAAGCUGAAAAUCCACAUCAACUGCAAUCACCAAGAUUUACAACACAACCAUCAUCAUUUGCAUCAAUUGUUAGUGAGGGACGAACAAAAAUUCUUCAGUGCUAUGCUACAGGUACCCCAACACCAACUUAUCGAUGGCUUAAAGAUGGUGUUCCCGUGGGUGACUUCACAACUAGUCAGUACUACAAGAUGCACAUUACAAGACGCGAAGAUGCUGGAUCGUAUCAGUGCUUGGCAAAAAAUGACGCUGGUACAAUUUUCAGUGAGAAAAUUGACGUUACAGUUGCAUAUAUGGGAAUUUUUGAGGAUUUGAGCGAGAGGAGUGUGUCUGUGCAUUCGGGAAAUGCAGUUGUGUUGAAUUUGUCACCAAUUGAAUCGGUUCCGCAGCCGUCUGUGACGUGGCAGACGGAGGAAGGUCCUCUGAAUUAUGGCAUAAAAUAUGCCGAAACGACACAGAAUCAGUUAAUAAUUCUCAGUGCUGAGGAGGAGGAUCAGAGGGCUUACCGAGCCAGGGCUAUUAACACGCAACUGGGAAAGGAAGAGAAUAGUGCAUUUAUUCAUGUUAAUGUCACGGGAGACACCUUGGCUGAAGUGCCGCCGGAAAUAAUUGUUCAUCCCGAAAGUAUGAAAGUUGUUAGGGGUCAGCAGUUGAUUAAGUUGCAGUGUAUUGCUAAUGCAAGGCCACUGUAUCAACUUGUGACGGUUUGGUUGAAAGAUGGGCUUCCAUUGGAAUCUGCCGGGGUUACUUUCAAUCUCGAUGAUCCUUGGAAUCGAACCCUAGCCCUAUUAAAUGCCAAUCUUACCUAUACUGGGCAGUACAGCUGUCAGGUUAGCAUGAGGAGUGGAGAGUAUCCUACAAUCAUUUCAACAGCCACAAUUGUGGUUCAGGAACCUCCUUCCUUUGCCACUCCGUUCCGAAGUGAGACUGUAGGGGACUAUGGGGUCCGAAUGGAACUUCCUUGUGAUGUUAUUGGUGUUCCUCCGCCCUAUGUAACAUGGUUCCGGAAUGCCGAAGCUCUAGACAUGUCCACAGAUCAAUACAGUGUGAGAGAUGAUAAUUCUCUGGUGAUCAAGAAACUCACGAUGGAUGAUUCAGCAAUGUUCCAGUGUCUCGCAUCAAAUGAAGCCGGUGAGAAAUCUGCAUAUACGUGGCUCAAAGUCAAAACAUCAACACCUAUAUUGGAGCAAGCACCGGAAAAUGUCACGGUCUUGGAUGGGAAAGAUGCAACAAUUCAAUGUCGUGCUGUAGGUGCUCCAACGCCAAAUAUCACGUGGAUUUACAAUGAAUCAAUGCCGAUUGAAGUGUCUGGACGAGUGCAAGUGCUCGAUUCUGGGGAUUUGCUCAUAUCAAAUGUGAGGGAAUCCGAUGCUGGACUGUACACAUGCUCCAGAUCCAAUGAGGCGGGAACUGUUGGUGGUGAAGCGUAUCUUUCUGUGAUGGUGAGAACCCAAAUAAUCCAGCCUCCUGUAGACACAGUGGUCCUCCUGGGUCACACGGCUGUGUUGCAGUGCAAAGUAUCAUCAGAUCCAUCUGUUCCUUUCAAUAUUGACUGGUAUCGGGAUAUUCAAGUAGCUCCAAUUGGCAAUAGCCAGAGAAUUGGGGUUCAACCCGAUGGUAGUCUGGAGAUACAGGCUGUGAGAGCGUCCGAUGUUGGUACGUACUCCUGCAUGGUGACAUCUCCAGGAGGGAACGAAACCAGAUCUGCUCGUCUCAGUGUCAUUGAGUUACCCUUUGCACCGACAAACAUCAAAGCUGAGCGUCUUGAUACAUUUACGCAGAGGGCAGUGAAUGUAUCAUGGACACCCGGAUUUGAUGGCAACAGUCCCGUUCUGAAGUUUAUCGUGCAGAAACGAGAGGUGUCUGAACUAGAAAUUCCAGGUCCCAUCCCAGAUCCUCUGCUCAAUUGGGUGACUGAACUCAGCAAUGUGUCGUCUCAGCAGAGAUGGGUGCUAUUGACGAAUUUGAAAGCAGCUACUGCUUAUCAGUUUCGCGUUAGUGCAGUGAAUAGUGUAGGGGAGGGUUCUCCAUCGGAAUCAAGCAAUGUUAUUAACCUGCCCCAGGAGUCUCCUUCUGGUCCUCCGGUUGGAUUUGUGGGUUCGGCUAGGUCGUCAUCUGAGAUAAUAACUCAGUGGCAGCCACCGCUCGAGGAGCAUAGAAAUGGUCAGAUACUAGGUUACAUCAUUAGGUAUAGGCUGUAUGGGUACAAUGAUAGUCCAUGGACUUAUCAGAAUAUCACAAACGAGGCUCAGAGGAACUAUCUCAUCCAGGAGCUGAUUACAUGGAAGGACUAUGUGAUACAAAUCGCGGCGUACAACAAUAUGGGCGUUGGGGUGUAUACAGAUGGUGCUAAAAUAAAAACGAAGGAAGGAGUUCCGGAGGCUCCGCCUACAAAAGUUAGGGCCUUCGCGGUAAAUUCCACAAGUGUCAGAGUUAGAUGGAAACCUCCGAAUCCGCAGCAGAUCAAUGGAAUCAAUCAAGGAUACAAACUCCAGGCCUGGCAGUAUGGUAUCUACGACGGAGAGGAGCAUGAGAUUGAAGCAAAGAUGAUUACAGUUCCGCCUAGUUUGCUCGAUCCGCUCGCUGAACAGGAAGCUGUGAUGACGGGUCUGGAGAAGUUUACUGAGUACAAUAUCACGGUUUUGUGUUUCACUGAUCCUGGAGAUGGGGUUCGAAGUGAGUUUGUCUAUGUGAAAACAAGUGAAGAUGUUCCGGAUGAAGUUGCAUCGUUACAGUUUGAUGAUGUAUCAGAUCGAGCUGUUAAAGUUUCAUGGCAUCCUCCAAAGAAUAUCAAUGGACUUCUUCUGGGAUAUCAAGUUCGGUAUCAGAUAAAAGAUCGUCCGGAUACGCUAAAAGUGUCCAAUUUGACGUCUGAUCAAAUGAGUCUCAGAGUACAGGAUCUUCAAGCGACGACACAUUAUUGGUUUGAAGUGACGGCCUGGACAGCGGUGGGAGCUGGAGUUCCCCGGACGGCUACAAUGCAAUCUGGUGUGGAGCCGGUUCUUCCGCAUCCGCCCACACAACUGGCUCUGUCCAACAUUGAAGCCUUCUCGGUGGUUCUCCAGUUCACACCGGGCUUCGAUGGGAACUCUUCCAUAACGAAGUGGACAGUUGAAGCACAAACGGCUAGGAAUAUGACAUGGUUUACGGUGUACGAAAUAUCGGAUCCUGAAGCGUCAACUCUAACUGUUACGAAUCUUGUACCCUUCACUCCCUAUCGGUUGAGACUUGUCGCGACGAAUGUGGUUGGCCCAUCUGAUCCUUCAGAACCUACUAAAGAUUUUCAGACUAUUCAAGCGAGGCCGAUGCAUCCGCCGUUUAAUGUGACGGUGAGAGCUAUGAGUGCUACGGAAUUGCGUGUUCGGUGGAUUCCUCUGCAACAGACGGAAUGGUUCGGAAACCCACGAGGCUACAACAUCACAUACAAGAGUACAGAAUCAAAAGCACCAGCUCUAAGCGCCUUGAUUGAAGAUCACACGGCCAAUAGCCAUGUUUUGGACAAUCUAGAAGAAUGGACGAUCUAUGAAGUCACCAUGAAUGCUUGCAACGACGUCGGAUCAUCUAGGGACAGUCCUAAGGCUAUUGAAAGGACCCGAGAAGCAGUUCCUUCUAUGGGACCACUAGAAGUUGAUGCCAACGCAACGUCGUCAACGACAAUCGUUGUGAGGUGGUCAGAGGUGCCGAAAGAACAUCAGAAUGGUCAGAUUGAUGGGUACAAAGUCUUCUACGGUGCUGCUGGACGAGGUCCAGUCCUGUUCAAGACCAUUCCCAGUAAUUCAACUUUCACCACGACCCUAACGGAAUUGAAGAAGUACGUGGUGUAUCACAUUCAGGUUCUGGCAUAUACACGUCUGGGAGACGGUGAACUCAGUGUUCCACCGAAUAGAGUUCAGACCUUUGAAGAUACUCCAGGAGCUCCGUCAAAUGUCUCGUUCCCAGAUGUCUCGUUCAGCACGGCAAGGAUCAUUUGGGACGUUCCGGAUGAACCGAAUGGGGAAAUCCUUGCCUAUCGUGUAACGUAUUCCCUAAAUGGAUCUGUCAAUCUCAACUUUAGCCGAGAGUUUCCGCCAUCUGACCGAACUUUCAGAGCUACUCAACUUCUUGCCGAACGAUAUUAUAUCUUCAGUGCUACAGCUCAGACUCGGUUAGGUUGGGGUAAAACGGCUGCAGUUCUUGUGUAUACAACGAACAACAGGGAGAAACCGCAACCUCCUUCUGUGCCUCAGAUCUCGCGAAGUCAAGUCCAAGCGCAUCAAAUCACAUUCAGCUGGACUCCUGGUCGUGAUGGUUUUGCCCCAUUGAGGUAUUACACGGUUCAGUUGAGGGAGAAUGAGGGACCAUGGACCUCCCUCCCAGAACGAGUUGAUCCAACUGUGACGUCAUAUACAGCGACAAAUCUAAAGCCGUAUACGACUUAUCAGUUCAGAAUUCAGGCUACCAAUGAUCUAGGCCCUUCGACCUUCAGCAAGGAGAGCAUUGAGGUUCGGACCCUUCCUGCUGCUCCGGCUAAGGGAGUAUCUGGGGUUAGGGUUGUUCCCAUCACGAUUACUAGUGUCCGUGUUCAUUGGAGUCAGUUGCCUAAAUCGCAGUGGAAUGGAGAUUCGGUUACUGGAGGGUACCGUGUUAUCUUCCAACCGAUUUCUGACUUCCCAACAGCACUGCAGGCCACUCCAAAGCAGGAUGUUAUGGGGAUUACGUCUGAGAGCGUUAUUCUGAGUGAUCUGACGCAGGAUAGAAAUUACGAAAUUGUAGUGAUGCCGUUCAAUUCACAAGGAACUGGACCUCCAUCACCCCCAGUUGCAGUCUAUGUAGGAGAAGCUGUGCCAACAGGGGAACCAAGGGGAGUUGAGGGAGCUCCAGUGUCAUCAACGGAAGUUCGACUGAGGUGGAAAGCACCUCAGCAAGGUCUCCAGAAUGGCGAUUUGCUUGGCUACAAGAUCUUCUAUCUUGUAACGGAAUCGCCGCAGGAGCUAGAAGAAGGUCGGAAGCAUGAGGAGGAAAUUGAAGUUGUCCCAGCUUCAACAACGGCUCACAGUUUGGUUUUCCUGGACAAGUAUACGGAGUACAGGGUUCAGAUUCUGGCCUUCAAUCCGGCUGGAGAUGGUCCACGUUCCACUCCCAUUACAGUCAAAACUCUCCAAGGACUUCCCGGACCACCGAUCAAUUUGAAGUUCACUGAUAUCACAAUGCAGAGUCUCAAGGUGACUUGGGAUCCGCCGAAGAAGAGGAAUGGGGAAAUCCUCGGCUACAUUGUGACUUAUGAGACCACGGAAGAGAAUGAUAAAUUCAGCAAACAGGUGAAGCAGAAGGUCACUGGAACGAAUCUUUUGGUGCAGAAUCUGGAGGAGGAGGUGACAUAUACAUUUGCCGUGCGUGCCCAAACUAUCGAUUAUGGACCUCCAGCCAGUGGAAAUGUAACGACUGGACCACAGGAAGGUUCCCCUGCCACUCUCAAAGAGUUAGUCCUGUCGAAAACGGUAUCGAGCGUGGAUAUGCAUUGGAUUAAUGGACCGAGUGGGAAGGGACCAAUUCUUGGGUACUACAUCGAGAGCAAGAAGCGAGACAAUGAGAAUUUGUACAAUUAUGACCAACGAUGGGAAACUGUGACACGCACAACAAGUGGAACUCUACAGGAAUUUACAGUUAGCUACCAGAGUUUGCUUCCUUCUACAGCCUACACUUUCAGGGUGAUUGCCUACAACAAAUACGGCAUUUCCUAUCCUGCCUACUCCAAAGAUGCCAUUCUAACGCCUUCGAAGCUGUAUCUGGAAUAUGGAUAUCUCCAGCAGAAACCUUUCUAUCGACAAACAUGGUUUAUGGUUGCUCUGGCAGCUACUUCCAUCGUCAUCAUUAUAAUGGUUAUUGCUGUACUCUGUGUCAAGAGCAAGAGUUACAAGUACAAACAAGAAGCUCAGAAGACUCUUGAGGAAUCCAUGGCGAUGUCCAUUGAUGAUCGUCAGGAGUUAGCUCUGGAACUCUAUAGAUCUCGCCAUGGAGCUGGAGGAGGUACAAUAACGUCCGGAACGGCCACAAUGGCCAGUGGGGGAACCCUGGGAAGACGGACACUUGGAACUUUGGGCCGUAAAUCGGGCCAUUCAUCUGCUGGAGCUGCAGCCCUGGGAAAAUCACCACCCAGGCCUUCUCCGGCUUCUGUAGCCUAUCACAGUGACGAAGAGAGUCUCAAGUGCUAUGAUGAGAAUCCUGAUGACAGCAGCGUCACAGAGAAGCCAUCAGAAGUCAGCUCUAGUGAUUCUCAAAAUUCGGAGAGUGAGAAUGAAAGUGUGAGGUCUGAUCCGCACUCUUUCGUGAAUCACUAUGCCAAUGUGAAUGAUUCACUGAGGCAGAGUUGGAAGCGACAGAAGCCCGUGAGAAAUUACUCGAGUUACACGGACUCAGAGCCAGAAGGCAGUGGCGUUAUGAGUCUCAAUGGUGGUCAGAUUAUUGUGAAUAAUAUGGCGAGAUCUCGAGCUCCAUUGCCGGGAUUCUCGUCAUUUGUCUGACCACCGGCCGAUGAUAGCGCCUAGCAGAGGAGCUUCUCAUGUGAUAAUCUUCAAAGUGAACUUAUGAUAUGAAAUCGCGAAUGAGUGUUAACUCACACAAGAAAUCUUUUUUUUUUUGUGGUUGUACAUAAAUGCAAAACAAACUCUUAGGCACUUAUCAUAAUCUCCACACCAACGAGAACGAAUUGAAAAAAAACAAUCAAAAUUUCUCAAUUAUUUACUUAAUUAGCGUCUAAUGAUUAAUUUAAUCACUUUUUAAGUGAUAUAAGUAGACUUUUUUAUAUUAUUUUAUUUUAUUUAGUGACUUUUACAAAAGUAUAGCAUUUAAAAUUCAUUCUUCAUUGAGCAAAAAUGAGUAUAGGAGAAAAGAAAGGAAGAAAAAAUAAUUGACUGAGUAUUUGAAUAGUAAUUUAAUUGUUCUUAGAGAGAGAGAGAGAGUAUUUAGUAAAAUACGUUUUAGGAAUAUAUAAAAAAGAAGAAAAAAACAUUGAAAAGGAAAAACUUUUGUACAUAAUACUUUCAAUGCUUUACAUUGUAAUAUUGACGAUAUUCGUGCAUUUAUGAAGAAAGUAUGUUCUCAUUGAAAGAAACAUUCUUAUCUUUUUAAUUAUCAAGAACAGAGUUGGAAAGUAAACUGCCAAAAUUAUUAGAUAAGAUUUCAAUAAUUUCUAAUUUCACAAAAAAGUGAUAUAUUUAACCGUUUUUGAACAAACAAAAUUUAAACAAGGCAAAGAAACAGCCUAAAUAAUUAUGCUGCAAUUAAAUUAAAGAGGAUAUUUUACUAGAAGUUUCUUAAUAAUACAAUCCUUAAGGAAUAAUUUUUCGUCUUCUGUGGAAUAUUUUCUGAAUAUUCGGCAAAGUAAAAGAACACAAAUUGUUCGUUAAGGGAUAAUAUUUCGAAAAAUUUGUGGAAAAGGAGGGUAAGUGUACGUAAUUCCGGCCAGCUUGCAAUUUCGGCCACCUUUUUGUUCCUCGAAUUUCUAUGAAUUUAUGGUUUUUGAAUACUAUAGAGAUUUUACAAUGCAAAAAAAUAACAAAAAAUGUCGCUUUGACGAAUGAGAUGAUGUUAAAAUUACUUUGGAAGAAUUCCGGAAGGGCAAGGAAUUAUGAGAAUGCAUAUUUCGAUCAGGUCGAAAUAUGCCACCAAAGCUAUGUCUAUAUUUUUAUUCAUUUUAAAAUGCAUUUAGAAUGAUUUUAAAUAAAACAAAGUUGAUAAACUAUCUACAAGGUUCCAAGCAAUACUCCUUAAAAAAAACAAUUAAAUAAAAAAAUCAAUUUGUUUUAAAAAAUAUUGCAUUUCAAACUUAAGGCUUUGGCACUUGCAUGCAACUAUGCCGAAAUUUGGUACAGUUACCCUACGAACUUUUACGAACUUUUUAGUGGGUUAUAGGGUAAGUGUGCCAAAUUUCGGCAUAGUUGCAAAUAAGCACCGAAGUCCUAAGUUUGAAAUGCAAUAUUUUUAAUACAUAUUGAAAUUUCUUGUUACUUCCUUUUUGGGAAAAGGAAAAGUUUUUCUAGAAAACUAGUUUAUCAUCUCUGUUUUCUUUAAAUCAGUUCCUAACAUAUUUUAAAAUUAAUAAAAAUAUAGACAUUGCUUUGGGUAGUAUUCCGGCCAUUUUGAGUGUAAUACCGGACACUUUGUUUGUGACCACCUUUUGCGAAGUAACGGAUAGAAAAUUACAAAACGUCAUACAGAACGAGUUUAAAAAUAUUUACUGUAAUACGUUUAUAUGACCCAUAAACCCAGAGAUCUUCCGUAUAAUUUGUCCUGAAGACAUGAAGAGUAGCAUCUCAAAUUUACGCGUAGAUUCCCGUAGCAGUUUUCCCUUCCUGAACUCUUCCAAGGCCUAUUCUACAUCAUCUUUUUCAUAGAGGCUAUGCUUUUUUUAUAUGGACAUUGGAGAACUCAGAAAUUGAAAAAAAAAUAAAAUAAAAUGAAUAAGAAAUAUAGAAAACCAAAAGAUGUUACCGGUAUAGGCAACAUUACCUCACCGGAGAGACAAUCACAAAGUAUCUACUUUUUCACGCGAAAUACACGAUCUAUCUGGGACAUUUCAAACAAAA